UGUGUGUUGCUCCACCUACUUCCCUCUUCUUCACAUGCUGACCAUUCCGUCCUGAGAGAUUCAAGGGAGGGAAAACACCCACUUUCUGGAAGCGGGAAAAGUGAAACUGAGCAGUUAACUUCCUGGUGGGACAAGAAAUGGCGUCUGCUACCCUUCAGGAUCUGUGCGAGGAAGCCGCUUGCUCCAUCUGUCUGGACUAUUUCGAGGAUCCGGUCACCAUUGAAUGUGGGCACAACUUCUGCCGAGCCUGCCUAACCCAGAGCUGGGAGGGGUCGGAGGGGGAAGAGGCAUCCUGCCCUCAAUGCAGAUCAAAUGUCCGGAGGAGCCUCGUCUCCAAUCGGCAGCUGGGAAACUUUGUAGAAUUAACCAAGAAGCUCCGUCUUGAAGAGGAAAUGAGAGCCACGGGAAAUGGGAGAGCCUGUGACAAACACCAGGAGCCCCUGAAGCUCUUCUGCAAGAACGACGAAGCCCCCAUCUGCGUGGUGUGUGACAAGUCGAAGGAGCACCGAGAUCACAAGGUGGUUCCUCUGGAAGAAGCUGUCCAGGACUACAAGGAUCUCAUCUCCAGCCGCCUGAAGCUUCUGGAGGUUGAGGGAGCCAAAAUUUUAACACAUAAAGCAAAAACUGAAGAAGAAAGCCAAGGAUUAUUUAAAGAGAGAAAGGCUGAGAUGGAAAAGAGAAAGGAACUGUUCAGAGAACUUCACUCCUUUUUGAAUGAACAAGAGAAGCUUCAGUUGGCCCAUCUGGAAGAGGGGGAGAAGGAGAUUGCAAGGGAAAGGGACAAGUACCUGGCCAGGCUCUCCGAGGAGCUCUCCUCUCUUGGAGGUCUCAUCCGGGAGAUGGAGCAGAAGCGUCAGCAGCCCCCAGAGGAACUCCUGCAGGAUGUCAGAAACCUCUUGAAAAGUCCUAAGAACAAGGAGCCCUUUCAGAAUCCUGUGGCUUUCCUUCAUGACCUGUGCUUGGAGAUCGGUUUUAUCCAAAAUAGGAAUCGGUUUCUAGCUGAGAAGACAAAGCAGUUCAGAGAUACUGUGUUAUCUGGAUCCGGACUAAAGAAAGGAUAUUGACAAAGAAGCCUUGCUUGGGUUCCUUUUCCAGUGAUUGGACAUACUGGAACA
This is a messenger RNA of Pogona vitticeps (central bearded dragon), 1115 nucleotides long. The record is from RefSeq and is a predicted model, not a curated record. Lineage: Eukaryota; Metazoa; Chordata; Lepidosauria; Squamata; Agamidae.